Molecule: messenger RNA, 651 nt
Organism: Octopus sinensis (East Asian common octopus)
Lineage: Eukaryota; Metazoa; Mollusca; Cephalopoda; Octopoda; Octopodidae
Exons: 5
Coding region: 112-651 (179 amino acids)
Source: RefSeq, a predicted model, not a curated record
AGAGAAAAAAAAAAGAACAAAAAAACGAAAGCAGAAAGCAGGAAGUAGACACCAAUUUUCAUUAUUUAAACACCUUUUUACUUCAAUAAUUCAAAUAUUCAAGAUACCACGAUGAUAAAACCCAAAUUACUACCCAUUACAAUUUGGAUUUUACUCUGUAAUACAAUAAUUUCUGCUUCUCAAACAUGGACUUAUGUAGACAAGCUUGGUCAUGUUGAAUACUGUUGUAUUUGCCACAAAGAUUUUGAGAGGACUGACGUAAUACAUGAAUGUUACUUAAAAAAUAAAAAUGAUGCUCGUCUACCAUUUUGCAAUUGCUAUAAAGGCAUAUUUCCAGCGUGUCCAAAAAAUACAACUAUUUGCAACAGAGAAGUAACAUGCCCUGAAAGACGUUUGUAUAAAGAAUGUAAAGUGUCUCAUCUGAAGAAUAACAAAUUGGUAUGCAAUGACAGUCUAGAAUGGGAACCAAAAUUUACAUGUCCAGAGUGUAACAAAAUUACUAUCUACUGCAACAGAAAAAUAUACUGUAGUGAAACAAUCAUUGGCAGUGAGUGUAUGUUACCAUUUAACACUUCUCAGAAAUUAAUAUGUGGUGAUGAUCAACAAUGGAAAACUGACUUUAAAUGUCCAGGUAAUAAUUUUAUUGUGUAG